AAUUUUGAUAAUAUCCAAACAAAAACAAAAAACAGUAUUCCAUAAUUUUAAAUAAUUUUACACAAAAAGUGCUCAAAAAAUGUCCGUUCCCAUCCAUCCGCUAACAAACAAUCCAACCGCUGCAUGGGAAGAGCUCAAAAAGACGCAGCGCGUCAUAAAAAUCACGAUGAAACCGCCCAAAAACGAAAUUCCCGCAGAUAAAGUUCGCGUUGUUUGCAUGAGUGAUACGCACAGCCUGCAAAACGGCAUGAAACACGACAUUCCCGAUGGCGACGUCUUCAUCCAUGCCGGAGACUUUACGCGAUGCGGCGGCAAGGACGAAAUUAUCGAGUUCAGUCAGUUUUUGGAAACGCUUCCGCAUAAACAUAAACUCGUCAUUGCCGGAAAUCACGAGCUAAGUUUCGAUACGACGUUCACGCAUCCGAUGGCUGAAGCGAAUGUGAGCGGCGGAAGUGGCAGAUGCAAGCAUGGCGACGUUGGCGGAGCGAUUUUAGAUGAAAUUCCGACGUUGGGUAACACGAAAGAGAGUAUGAGUGAAGCGAUCAAGACGGAAAACAUUCGACAAUAUCUCACAAAUUGCACUUAUUUGGAGGACAAAGCAGUAGAAUUGUACGGAUUGACGUUCUACGGAACGCCAUGGCAACCGGAAUUUUGUAAAUGGGCUUUUAAUUUGCCCCGCGGAAAGGCUUGUCUCGAAAAAUGGGACUUAAUACCCGCAAAUUGUGAUGUUUUGAUAACGCAUACGCCGCCUGUUGGGCACGGAGAUCUCUGUUGUUCGGGGGUUCGUGCAGGAUGCGUUGAGCUUCUAACGACAGUCCAGCAACGUGUCAAGCCCAAAUAUCACGUAUUCGGACACAUUCACGAAGGAUACGGCAUCUCCUCUGACGGAAAAAUCAUCUUUAUUAAUGCCUCAACGUGCGACAUUAACUAUUUACCGAACAAUCCUCCCCUUGUCUUUGACAUUGCCUUGCCGAAAGGCGUAAAAAAGUGAUUUCACGUCGAUUUUUUUCGAAAUAAAUGCUCUCUUUACAGCUUUUCUAGUCAAAA
Molecule: messenger RNA, 1047 nt
Organism: Culicoides brevitarsis
Lineage: Eukaryota; Metazoa; Arthropoda; Insecta; Diptera; Ceratopogonidae
Product: UPF0046 protein C25E10.12
Exons: 2
Coding region: 80-991 (303 amino acids)
Molecular function (GO): hydrolase activity
Source: RefSeq, a predicted model, not a curated record